AUGUCGCCUUUCCGCUCACCAGUCUUCCACAAGGCACUUUACUACAUCCAGACAAAUCACUUAAAAGCAUGGUCCAUCAAAAACCAAGAGAUUAAGGCUCAAAAAGCCGAACAGGAUUAUUUGGGCCUAGGUGCCACGAGGUUGACCACCUUGCCCAACUCCCUGUUCAUCGAGGAAUCGAAAGUUGACGACGAGGGCUUCGAGCAAGACUUGGAUCGAGAUGAGGACUUUGCCGACACCCCUGCCAUUCCUUUUGCUCUGCAGCCAGGUGAUUUGAUCUUCUGUCGCUCGAGCACCGCUGGCACUCGUGAGCAGUUUGCCGUUUAUCUUGGUCAGGAAGGCCUUCAAUUCCAAUACUUUCUAUCGGACGGAAGAUGGCUUGUUGACCGCACCAUUGAUCACGACAGCCCCGUUGUGAGAGGCUUCGCCAGCCCAGACGAGGUCCAGGCGAUCCGAACACAUCUACCCAAGCAGGAAAUCGUCAAAAGGUCCUCGGUCAUUUCUUACGACCUUUUGAGAUCAUGGGCCGGUGAGGUUCCCCGUUCCGCCUCGGAUCCUCUGCUACGUCGUCUUGCACUCUUGAUCGACGAAAUCUCCUCCUUUCGCCGCGAGAAUCUUGCCCUCCUCGAUUCCGUUAUCGACAAAGUUUCUCAUGAUGUGUAUUACCAAACCCUCGAUUGGGACCAAGUUGUUCACAAGGUCAUGGCCUGCGAGCCAUCUAACCUGUCUCCUGCCACCUGCAUGGCCGUUUACUUCGCCCUGAAGAAGAAGCCAACCAGAGUCCAAAUCGUAAGAGAUCCCAAAGCCGGCAUAUUGCGUUUCAUCAUCGUGUCAAAGCGCUCCGCCAGCCGAUUCGACACUGUCGUUGACUGGGGGAGGGAUUAUCAGGAAGCCGCUGCACACUCGGCCCUGGGAAAGAAUGUUAAGAUCUCCCUUGAGAAAAACCCCUUGACCUCUUUCGUCGAUAAAGCUCGACGCAUCAUUCUGAAAAGCCGGGAAAUCAGAUCUCCCACUACCACUGGCCACCUAGGCCCUACUCUGUCACAUUCCACUGACGGCCAAGUAUCCACUCGGGAAACUGGCGAGACCCUGUCCGAUGACGACCAAAUGAUUACUGAGUUUCUUUGGGACACUUGCAUACGCUCACCUACCCAUAACAGAACCAGAACAAUCUAUAACUCCAUCACUUCAUUGAUCAUUCGAGCUAUAGGAGCAUAUCCCAAACUUCGUCUCGAACGGAAGAUUGGCAGACUUCUGUUGCAAGAGCUUGGUGUCCUCUCUCCCUGGUCAGAUGAAUUCGACCACGAUCUCUUAUAUCCUACCCCCAGCACAAAGGGGAGCCAUGAACUCGAUAGUCUCCAAGCAGAGGCUAGGGCAGCCUGUGACGAGCUGUGGCUCCACGAUCCGGGGUAUCUGCCAGAGCUUGAUUCUAUGGCAUCUCUGCGGCACGACUUUGAUCUGCCUGCCCUCUGUGUCGACAGCGAUUACACCAAGGUUAGGGAUGACGCAUACUCCCUAGAGCCUAACCCUUCUAUUCCUGGCACCCAUUGGGUCCAUGUACACGUCUCUCAUCCUUCUGCGUUCAUCAAACCAGAUCAUCCUGCUUCCCAAUUUGCGGCCAAGACGAUUCAAACUUGGUACACCGUAUAUUCAGCCUUGCCCAUGUUGCCAUUUAGUCUAUCCAAGGCCAUGAGUUUGGAUACUGGCCGUCCAGCUUUGACUGUGAGCACUCUUCUCAAGGAGGAUGGUAAAGUCUUGGAUAUCAAGUUGCAACCUACAAUCCUGAAGGAUGUCGUGAUUUUGAACGCUGAGGCUGUCGACGCCACGCUAGGAACCCCACAACCGGAAUAUGCAACGAUGCUGCUUGGUACGCCCACUGAUGGCAGUAUCACACAGGUUACAGACAAACCAAGUCAGGCCGCUCUGGAUGCCGUACAUGUCCACCGUGCCACACUACAAAACCUUAAGACCCUCAUGUUCAGUCGCGUCAACUACAGGAUGAGACAAGCCUCUGAAUGGCCUGACUGGCCGCAUGUAGAGCAUGACACUGAUGUCAGGUCGACGAUAUCGCACAACCAGGGACCAGACCAGCUGUCCCAGACUCGACACUUCCUUGGGGAUCCUCCUAUUUAUUGCUUCGCAUCCCCUACCAUGAAGUGGAUUACCAUGACUGAGCGUCAAGAGAAGGAAAGUGUAACGCAAAACUUGAUGAUUCUUGCCGCGGAAUCUGCUGGCAAGUGGUUUGCAGACCGUAACAUCCCAGCGAUUUUCAAUUGUGCAACCCCACACACCGACUUUCCUGUAUCCAAGCUUAAUCGACUCGGCUUAGAGACAAGGCGUGUUCUUCCCGUUAGCUACCUCUCGUCCACACCUCAAAAUCACGUGUUCACAGGCAUCAACCAGUUCCUACGCUUUACCAGUCCUCUCCGUCGCUACCAGGAUCUCUUGGCUCACUGGCAGGCAGACGCAUAUUUACGAGCGGAAUCAGAUGCAUCCUCGAACUCCGGAGCCACGAUCACGAAGUAUGAGCCCCCAUUUUCAAGAGCCCAAGUGGACCAAAAAGUCGCAGGACUAGCGGGUUACGUGUAUGGAAUGACGAGAAAAAUGAACCACCAGCAGAUUCAUUUGCGCUUGAGAGCAUUGUUUCGAGCAUUCCAUUUCAAGGAGGCGCAAUUGCCUGAAAAAUGGGAUUUCCUCGUACGCAACGUGUCCACUCGCGGCAAAGAAGUAGAAGAAGAUUCCCAGCUACGGGGGAGCCUUCUUCCCUUCGCUUUCGAUGCCAUCAUUCUCGAGUCUAGGAAUAAAUGGGAAGUUGGCGCGACUAUAAAUUCUUACCUCCCGGUAAAGAUUGAGCUGGUGGACAUGAGCCGGGGAAAAGUUAUAUGUCGAGCUGUCGGUCCUCUGCAGGAGAAACCUCACUUUCCAACACCCAUGAAGAUUGUUUCACACCCUGUUGGCAGGGAGCAAACUACUGAAAAGUAA
Molecule: messenger RNA, 2982 nt
Organism: Exophiala aquamarina CBS 119918
Lineage: Eukaryota; Fungi; Ascomycota; Eurotiomycetes; Chaetothyriales; Herpotrichiellaceae
Exons: 2
Coding region: 1-2982 (993 amino acids)
Biological process (GO): mRNA catabolic process
Cellular component (GO): P-body; exosome (RNase complex)
Molecular function (GO): RNA binding; 3'-5'-RNA exonuclease activity
Source: RefSeq, a predicted model, not a curated record